Molecule: messenger RNA, 1821 nt
Organism: Cyphellophora attinorum
Lineage: Eukaryota; Fungi; Ascomycota; Eurotiomycetes; Chaetothyriales; Cyphellophoraceae
Product: 2,4-dichlorophenol 6-monooxygenase
Exons: 1
Coding region: 1-1821 (606 amino acids)
Molecular function (GO): FAD binding
Source: RefSeq, a predicted model, not a curated record
AUGGGCUCAACGACUUUAGUCAAUGGCGAUGGUCUCCAUCACUCGUCUCGCCACAUCAUCGACACACCCUUCCUUAUUGUCGGAGCUGGACCAGCAGGUGGCUCGCUAGCAUGCUUUCUGUCACACCCGCCAUACAGCAUGACGGGGCUGUUGAUCUCAAAUGCGUCCACGACAUCACAAACCCCCCGAGCACAUAUUACGAACCCGGCAUGCUUCGAAUGUUUGCGCGAUAUCGGCCUGGAGGAGCGGUGUGUCGCCAACGCUGUAGCUGGUGACUGCAUGACUCACACUCGUUGGUGUCACGACAUGACUGGCGAAGAAUACGCACGCAUCUACUCAUGGGGUAACGACCCAAAACGAUAUGGCGAGUAUGAAGGUCACACGCCUUGUCGGCACGUGGAUCUGCCGCAGACAGAGUUCGAGCCCAUUCUGAUUCAGAGAGCCAUGGCUGAGGGCUGGGAUGUUCGAUUUCGGAAUUCCUUUGUGAGCUCGGAACGCGAAUCAGAUGGAAAGAUCCUUAGUAAAGUCAGAGACGACCUGACCGGCGCGGAAUAUUAUGUUCGAUCCAAAUUCCUCUUCGGCGCAGAUGGUGGGAGGAGCCAAGUCAUUCGAGAACUAGGCAUUCCUCUGAUCAAGAAGCCUGGGCAAGGGCUGGCGCUUAAUGUUCUUGUUGAUGUCGAUCUUUCUGACUAUGUCGAUGCACGCAAAGGCAACCUCCACUGGGUCUUUCAGCCUGAGGAGGAAUACGAAGACUACGCAUGGAGUGGCCUGAUCCGCAUGGUCAAGCCUUGGAAUCAGUGGAUGUUCAUUCUCUUCCCAAAGCCCAAUGUCGAAUACAAGGAGCCCAGCAUUGCGCAGUGGGAGAAGGUCUGCCGCAAGAUUGUAGGCAACGACAAGCUCCCACUGCGUAUCGUAAAUGUUUCGAAGUGGCUUAUCAACGAGACUGUCGCAGAGUACUACUCCGACCCGACAAACACGAUCCAUUGCCUUGGCGAUGCAGUGCACCGUCACCCACCGUUCAACGGCCUCGGCAGCAAUACUUGUGUGCAAGACGCAUACAAUCUUGCGUGGAAGGUCAAGUAUGUUUGCAAUGGUCUGGCCGACCAUUCACUUCUCAACAGCUACAGUCCUGAGAGACAGCCCGUUGGAUUGGGCGUCAUUACGAGGGCAAAUCAGGGCCUUCGCGAUCACACACCGGUUUGGGAUGCCAUGGGUCUGACUAUGCCCACGCCAAAAGAACGCAUGGCCGUAAUGGCAGAACUUAAGAGCGCCACACCCGAAGGGCGGAAACGAAGACAACGCCUGAAUAAGGCUAUCGACGGAACAGCCCAAGAGUUUCACGGCAUUGGCGUGGAGAUGAACCACCGCUACGAGAGCAAAGCAAUCGUCGCUGACGAUGAGACGGGCGAGCCGCCUGCAUGGCCCGAGGACAAGGUCCUCUAUCACCUCACGAGCACGUAUCCCGGUAGCCGGCUGCCGCAUGCAUGGCUCAACAAGCGGAUGCCGCAGAAGGAGCACGUUUCGACUCAAGACCUGGCUGGAAAAGGAGUGUUUUGUUUAUUCACGGGCAUUGGUGGUGAAGGGUGGAAGAAGGCAGCAGAGGCGGUCAGCAAAGACUUGGGCAUCGAGAUCAGAGCGUAUAGCAUCGGUUGGGAGCAGGACUGGGAGGACGUCUAUCGGGACUGGGCCAGGAAGUGCGAAGUUGAGGAGGAUGGAUGUGUGCUGGCACGUCCGGACAGGGUGGUGGCGUGGAGGGCGAAGACCAGCGGUGACGAGCAGAGCCGGCUGGACAAAGUCAUUAGGAAAGUGCUCGGAAAAUAG